UGUGACAAUCAGCGACCAGUAUGCGCCGCAUGCCUUAAGCGAGGCACGGGGUGCACUUUUGAUGGUGUGCCCGCCGAGGCUGAUGAGCUGACCGAGUCCGACGAGUUGCUGGCAUUGCUGACUUCUGCAUUGACCGAAGAGGAGGUAAUGACCUUGCUGUCCGACAUCAAGCACAGAAACAAUUACCCCGAGUCCCUGAAGCAUCUGAAAACACUGCGUGAUGAAAGGCUUCUCGAGGACACCCGCGGCACGGACUUGGCUUUGGCUCCGGACCAAGACAGUCUCGAGUUCGAAUUGAUGACGCGCCAUUCUCUGCUGUUUCCAGCAUCAGUUGCGCUCGACAAAACCCUGCUGUCGCAGAAGGGUUCCUCGUCAUCUCAUAGUGCCGAUGCUGCUCAAGCGGGGCCCCAUCAAGCGUCCAGCAGCACUAUUCUUCCUAGGCCCCAGCCCGUGAACUUGUUUGAUCCUCGACUUCAGAAGGUCGACUUUUCUACCUGGACCGAUGUGACGAUAGAUAGCCUCGACGCGGCUCGGCUUAUCUCCAAAUACCUGGAGGUCGAUCACCCGGUACUCGGCUUGUUUGACCAUGAUUUAUUUCUGGCGGACAUGUUCACUGGACAGAAGCGUUUCUGUACCAGCUUUCUCGUGAAUGCGAUUCUGAGCUGGGGAUCUCUCCAAUAUCUUCCACCCAAGUCCCCCGGAGGGCCAUCCGAGAGCAGCAAGUUCUUUUCGAGGGCCCGUGGCCAAUGGGUCACAGGUUCUAUGGGUGAUUCAUUUCCCGCAGUAGCAGGCCUGCAACUCCUCAGCCUAGCAGCGACUUUCUCCGGUCAAGGGCCAAUUGCGAAGAAGCUGUUAUUUGAUGGCAUCGACAUGGCCAAGCGAUUAGAUUUGCUGAGCAGCGGCGACAAAACUCCGAAGUCAGCUCGAGUUUAUGACACUGAUGAAUUGAAGGCAGCUUCAUCAGCUGCAUGGGGUCUGUUUUGCCAUACCACCCUGCAUGCCUUGCACUGCCAAAAGUGUGAGUUGUGGUCAAUUGGCCCCCCCACGCUACCAAUCCCAGCAUCCAACAACCCGACGACAUUGUAUUAUCUCUGCCAGCUCUGGACCAUUGUUCACGAUGUGUUGCGCGAAUACUUCUCGCCAGAACGUAUCUCAGAGGCCAAUCGUUAUGAUGUCCAAUUCGCCCAGACGACUUUCCGCCGACUCCUCGAUUGGGGAAGCUGCCUGCCGCUCACCCUUGCAAGGGGAAACAAGACUACACACCAAGGUGCUAUACUACACAUUUAUUUCCACGCUGCAAGCAUUACCCUUCUCCGGCCACUGGUUUUGUUCAACGAUGACUCUGCAUUUACUCUGGACUCUGACUCGAAGAGACCCGCCAAGGACUUCCUUCAUGCCUCCUCGAACCAGCUCAAGAGACUUGUUAGCCUGUACCAAGCCAACUUUAGUCAUGCAUCCGAACUCUCGAUUCUCUGGCAUACCGGGUGUCUCUUUGUCGCCAACGCGGUGAUACGAGAUGUGAUUAACCCGACGUCACGGGUGAAUUUUUGGCGCUGUCUGUAUGGCUACAAGAGUCUGUACCCAAAAUCCCCCUUGGUGAAAUCCAUUGCAAAAGGCCUUCUUUUGAUGGCCGUCAUGGGAAACCUCAUCACCAAAGAGGAGGCAUGCCGAGAGAUUGGGGAAUUCCAGUCAGGAAACGACGGUGAACACAGCUAUGCAAUGGAACCGACAGAGGCUUGCUUUGUCGUCGACCUUGAUCUGGGCCUUUCCGAUGCUGUGGGUUCACAUGUGGAUAGCUUGGCUCAGAACUUUGACGACAUGUUCAUGGAUUUCAAUGAAUAA
Molecule: messenger RNA, 1842 nt
Organism: Clonostachys byssicola
Lineage: Eukaryota; Fungi; Ascomycota; Sordariomycetes; Hypocreales; Bionectriaceae
Source: the annotation of a GenBank genome assembly